CAACUCAACCGCGGUGAACGCGUUUAAGCAGGAUUGAAUCGGAUACUCGUUGUCUUCGCACUGGUAUCGCGGCGCCAGCGUAUUGUCCCAAUCGGCAUGACUCACGGUCCGUUGACGUCGUGCCUUGGCAUGCUUCCUGCUGCUUGAUGUUUGUUCGGCACGACGCCGAAUGUUUUGCCCGGAUUUUCGCAACUGCCUCCCAGUGUGCGUGAGUCCAGCCCUGCGUCGCUGUCAGCGACGGCGCUGCCAACGUGACAGCGCAAAACGACGCAACGACGAAAACGGCGCGAGCCGAAGCGCGCGCAAACGAACGAGCGGAGAGGGAGAGAGAGCGAAAAGUCACUCCGUUUCGAGACGCGAACGAGACACGUCGCGCAGUGUAAAUAGUCUAUCAGGAAUUUGAAAGUUUUGUGAAGUAAAAGGUGUAAAAGCAAGCCCCAGUGUUUUUUAUCACUCAGAUCCGAAAAAUACAGUCCACCCGCAGAAUCCAGUUGGGGGAUUUGGCCCCAACAUUUGGUCCUUCAACCCGGAUAGACCUUGGCCUAUCGAUCAGACCACCGGAGGUCGAAUCGUCGCGAGUGUCUCGAGGAGGAAGAAUGCUCGGGAAAAAAGAAGUUCGCGAGCAGUGAUCCGGAAGACGCCGAUUCCCGGAGGGCGUUCCACGCGGCCCGGAACAGCGUUGGAAAAAACCGUGUCUGUGUGGUGAUCCAGCAGAUCGACGGUCCGGAACGCGCGUUUGGUCGAACCAGCGGCGCGUAGUGCACCGAAAGCGGUCUCAUUGGCCGCCGGAAGCAAAGUAGUGAGCCGGAAGUGGUCGUUGGCCACCGGCAGAUGAAAAUGGACGUGAACGUUGCGAGAAAGGUGGUCCCAUUGGCCAUCUGAGCAAAAGAGUGUGUGUGUGUGUGUCGGCAAAUCUGGGACGUUCGCGCCAUUUUGCCCCACAAGCAAAAACAGAGGUGUGCCGCCAUUUUGUCGACCGAAGAAAAUGUGUUCGUCGACGAGAGAUGGGCUUGCGACGCCAAUUUGGUGAAGAACAAAAGUGUGUGUGUUCGUCGGUGAGAGAUGGGCGUGCGCCGCCAUCUUGCUGCACGAAAAGUGAAAGCCUCGGCGGAUGCGGUCCCAUUGGCCAUCCCGAGCAGAACCGUGCGUGGAAGGUGGUCCCAUUGGCCACCCGAGCAGAACAGUGUGAAGUGAAAAAUUGAAAGCCUCGGCUGAUGCGGUCCCAUCGGCCGCCCCGAGCAGAAGUGUGCGUGGAAAGUGGUCCCAUUGGCCACCGUGGCGUGCAGAAAAGCCCUGACGGAGGUCCCAUUGGCCACGUCAGGCAGAAGUUCCGACGGGUGGACCCGAUGUCCACGCCGUGAAAAGGAGCUAGAAGAGUGGUCUCAUUGGCCACAAGGUGAAGUGUUGUGCGUUGCUCUGUGAGCAGGGUGACGUGCGAAAAGCCCCGAAGGACGGUCCCAUUGGCCACGUCGGGCAGGAAGUUCCGACGGGUGGAUCCGAUAUCCACGCCGUGAGAAGGAACGAAGAGUGGUCCCAUUGGCCACGAAGAAGCCCUGCGUCUGUGUGGUGAGCCAAUAGAGCAGCGUGCUGAAGAAACCGACGGUAGCGGUCCCAUCGGCCACACUGUACCCGAAGAAAAGUGAGCGCGAGGCGCAGAAAACCCGGACAGAAAGUGACAAAAGUGAUCUGCUGUGAGAGUAGCGGAAAGUGCAAGCAGUGCUGCGACGCAGACUGCAAGAUCCCGAGCAGAAGAGUGCUGGUGAGCCGGCAGCUCGAGAAAAGUGAUCCAGUGUGCCCAGCUGGAAAGAAGAAGAAGAACCAGUGCAACAGGACGCUGCCGCUGUCGUGUUGUCCUGAGCGCGGCCACAGCGGAGCAACAGAUUCCUGCGCGAAUCCAAAACAUCAGAUCCCGACAAGAUGGAGCAGAAGUCAGCGCGUUCCUUGACCAUCAAGCGAAACUUCGUCAAGGGUAAGAUUUCGCGGGUCGUGGACAGGUUGAAGGCGUUCCAGGAGAACCACCAGCUGCCUUCGUUUGCCCAGAUCCAAGUCUUCGUGUGGAACGUCGAGAAGUACUACGGCGAGUUCAACAAGGUUUGCGACGAGUUUAAGGUAAGCGACGCUGACGCUGGUGAACGUUUCAACCACGACAUCGAAUGGGCCAGAGUGGUGAGUCUGGUUCAGGAAGCCAACCUGCGGAUUGUGGCCCUGAACAACGCACUGCUGUCUCAGCCCGUGCAUGCCGCUGUUCCCGAGCAACAGCAACAACCGGUCUCGAAGGAAGAGGCCAGCCGAACUACGCUUCCCACGAACGAGGCUCGUGGCGAAGGUGAUGGUUCCGGAGCCGGCGAUGUUCCGGAUGUUGUGAACGCCAAGAGAUGCCAAGCUGACGAUCGAGACCCAGGUGCACCUGAUACCAAGGUAGGUGCCCAUUCAGAACCUAGUUCGGAUCCGCCCAUUGCGGACAGCGAGCGUGGCGAGCCGAUGUGCACGCUGUGCAACGGUUGCCGCUCGGACACCGACUGCUUCCCGGUCCGUGGAGAUCAGGUCGAGCAGUGUCAAACCCUUAAAAGGUCGAUCCCCGAUCUAAGCAGCCGGAAGAGGUUGCCCAGAGAGUCUCACGAGACUGAGACACACCUUGCAGCGCACGAGAUGCUGCCACCCGAGGAACCUGCAGUGGUUCCGCACGAGUCCUCGUCAAAUGACCGAGGUAGUGCCGAGACAAAACCCGGCCUGUGCAGCCCCCAGUGGUUGCCAGGAGAUUCUCGCGAGCCCGAGAAUCGACAAGAAGAGUCGUCCGAGGAACCGGCAGUGGUUCCGCAUGAGUCCUCGUCAGGAGAACGAGGUAGUGCCGAGUCGGACGACCCAGCAGCUGCCAGCUGCCAGCCAGCUGAGCACGUCGAAGUUGAGCCGGACGUUGACACGUGCCUGGCAGUGCAAGAAGGUGCAUUGCUGCCAACCAAACCCGACGAAGAAAACAACGAGGAAGGUGCACAAUGCGGAUGCACCGAGCCAGCAAGUUUGAGCGUCCAAGUGGAUUGGACCACGAACCAGAACGCAAUGAAGGCCAACAAGAACACCGACAUCAACGAAUACCAGCGAACGUGUACGAGCCACGAGAGCGCUACGUACCGGUGCAGCCAACGGACCGAGCUGUACUACAGGUGCUGUCGCGACAGCAUCGCACGGUCAGGAGCCGACUGUGCAGACAAACUCGGAAGGGCUGUGGAGAAAUUGCACGAUCCUGCAAUCUUCAGCAGCACCACGAAGAGACCCCGAUUGGUCUGGGACCCAGGCGUGGAGUUGAACGCAGCAGAUCGCUCCACACAACCGUAG
Molecule: messenger RNA, 3333 nt
Organism: Culex pipiens pallens (northern house mosquito)
Lineage: Eukaryota; Metazoa; Arthropoda; Insecta; Diptera; Culicidae
Exons: 1
Coding region: 1918-3333 (471 amino acids)
Source: RefSeq, a predicted model, not a curated record